UUCACUUUUAGUAUAUCCUCUUUGACGAUUUGAAAACGAUCGCAUGUGAAUUGUGAUAUUGUUUAGAAAAUUAACAUUCAUUAACUGGCAAUAAUGUGAGUGUAUUUCCAAAACCUGCACAAUGAGUACACCAAAUGCAAGUGGUAAAACCAAUAGGAAGAACAAGAGUCUGACUGUUGAACAGAUCCAGGAGGACAACAUCACACAGCUGGCAAGUCAACAUUGGUCCAAGCAAGCAUUGGAAAAUGCUGUUCCAUUUAAGACAGAGAUUGUUGAAAAAGUUUUCCAAGAUGAGUUGCUGGCGUCCAAAUUUUCUACAAGAAGAACCAUGUUGUUAGAGUUUAGUCAGUACCUUGAGAAUUAUUUAUGGCCAAACUUCAUGAAGAAAAAGGGUCAUGCACACACAAUGUCCAUCAUAUUGAUGGUGAAUGAAAAAUUUAGAGAAAGAGUACCCCCAUGGGAAUCUUUCAAACAGCAUCCAGAGAAUUUUAGAGCUUUCAUACAGAGUACCUUGGAAACUUGUUUAGAUGAGAGAACAUCACUUCGAGAGUUGUCUGUUUUACUCAUCUUCCUCAUCCAUUGUUUUAAUAGUUUGGAGGUGGAUCUAAUCAGAGAACAAAUACAGAAACUGGUGUCCCUGCCCAUCUGGAGCAAUAUUCUGCCGGGGAAGAGAGAUGAGAUUUUUAAAAGCAACCCAAAAUAUAAGAAGUUUUUCAACUUGAUUAAGAAGAAUGAUGCCAAGCUUUCAAAGGAAGAGAUGGAAAAGGUGACCUUUGAGAGAGGUUUUCUGUACAACAUGAUAAAGAAAUUUAUAGGUGUACUGGAAACUAUACCCCUAAAAGGAGAGGUAGCAGGUUCCAAGACUAAUUUCUGUGAGAGAUUCCUGGAGUUGAUGAUUGAUAUUGAGGCCCAGCUUCCCACUAGACGGUUCUUCAACGUUCUUCUGGAGGACUGUCACCUGGUGGUCAAAUGUCAACUAUCCAAUCUCAUAAAGAGGUCAGAGGGCAAGCUGUUUGGACAGUUGUUGGAGAAGUUGAAGAGUUACACAGAAUUUGAAAUCGAUGACAUCACAGGAGAGGCCCUGACUAUGCAUGAUAGGAUUGAUAUUCAUUAUGAUAGGGUACUACAGCUACAGAAAGUGGCUUUCAAGCAUUUUCCAGACCUGCACAAAUUUGCCAUUGCCAAUGUCGCUAGUGUGGACACCCGUGCAGCUCUGACAAAGUACUUUAAAUCUCUGAGCAAUGUGGAUCUUCAUAGAAUCCUUACCCACAUUCAUCAGCUGCCUUCUGUUGAGAAAGAGGAGGAGUGUGUGUCAGAUGUCGACUAUCUAUUGGAACUCCUGAUAUCUCGACAUGAAAAGAGAAAAUCUCAGCAGGAGAGAGUGAAUGAAAUGCCCCUUUAUCCUACAGAAAAAAUCAUUUGGGAUGAAAAUAUUGUUCCUGUGGAAUAUUACUCUGGGGAAGGUUGUUUGGCCUUACCCAAGCUCAAUCUGCAGUUCCUGACUCUUCACGAUUAUUUACUGAAAAAUUUUGACCUCUUUAGGCUGGAGUCUACAUAUGAGAUACGUCAAGAUAUAGAAGAUGCAGGAUCACAUCUCAAACCAUGGCGGUCAGAAGAUGGGAACUGUUUGUUUGGUGGAUGGGCUCGGAUGGCACAACCUAUCGUGGGCUUUAAUGUUGUGGAGGUGGCUAAGCCAAGAGUUGGGGAAUCUCACCCAGCACAGGUCCGAGCAGAUAUCACAAUAAAUCUGGGUGUCAGACCACAAAUUAAAAAAGAAUGGGAAGGUCUGAGGAAGCAUGACGUGGCUUUCCUAAUUACCCUGAGGCCCACAGUUCCAAUCCACCACCGAUACAAUUACAAGGAGCCCUUCAUCCCACAAGUGGGGCUGACCUUCGUCCGGGGCUGUGAGGUGGAAGGCAUGUUGGAUAUGGAAGGAAAAGUCAUUGAGGAGGGACCAGAGCCAAAACCAAAUUUACCUGGUGAUACUCGGACUUUCCGGGUGUGGCUGGAUCCAAACCAGUACCAGCAGGAUAUGACCAGAACUAUGGAUGGUGCAGAGGAUGUGUAUGAGACAUUUAAUGUGAUUAUGAGGAGGAAGCCCAAAGAGAACAAUUUCAAAGCUGUCUUGGAGACCAUACGGGACUUGAUGAACACCGAAUGUGUUGUACCGGACUGGUUACAUGACCUGAUACUCGGUUACGGACAACCAGAUGCUGCUCACUACUCAAAGUUGAGUACUACGAUUGAGACUUUGAACUGGAAUGAUACUUUCCUGAACAUUGAUCAUCUAAAGGCCAGCUUUCCGGGUUACGAGUUUGAAAUGACCUCCAGUAAGCAUGUACCACCAUUCAGGUUAACAUUUCCCAAGCAACAGGAGCCUGUCACAGCAAAGAGAAAAGCAGUCGAGGAGGAGCCUUCUCCUCCCAAGAAAAUCAUUGUGCACCCUCAUGUCAUUGAAAACAGGGGACCCUACCCAUACAAUCAACCAAGAAAAAAUCAGAUCCCAUUUACUCCAACCCAGAUUGAGGCUGUGCGGUCAGGCAUGCAGCCGGGGCUGACCAUGGUUGUGGGACCCCCAGGGACAGGGAAGACUGAUGUUGCCGUACAGAUCAUCUCCAACCUUUAUCAUAACUUCCCAGACCAGCGUACACUGAUUGUCACCCAUUCCAAUCAGGCCUUGAACCAGCUGUUUGAGAAAAUUAUGGCUCUGGACAUUGACGAGCGACAUCUUUUACGUUUGGGUCAUGGAGAAGAAGCCCUGGAAACCGAGAAAGAUUUCAGCAGAUAUGGUCGUGUAAAUUAUGUUCUGGCUCAGAGACUAGAACUUCUGGAGGAGGUGGCUAGAUUACAGAGCAGUUUAGACGUCCAGGGCGACAUGUCUUACACGUGUGAAACAGCCAGCUACUUCUAUCUCUAUCAGGUGUUGUCGCGAUGGGAAGAGUAUCAGAGCAAGCUCAGAAACCAGAAGGAAAAGACAACCAGCAUCAUUAAAGAUGAGUUUCCUUUUACCAAGUAUUUUGCAAAUGCCCCUCAGCCAAUAUUUAAAGGAAGGUCUUAUACAGAGGACAUGGAUAUGGCAGAGGGCUGUUUUCGACACAUCAAGAAAAUAUUCACCCAACUGGAGGAGUUCCGAGCCUUUGAGUUGUUGAGAAGUGGUGCUGAUAGAGCAGAAUACCUGUUGAUAAAGGAAGCUAAAAUCAUUGCCAUGACUUGUACUCAUGCAGCGCUGAAGAGGAGAGACCUUGUGUCUGUUGGAUUUAAGUUUGAUAACAUUUUGAUGGAGGAGUCAGCACAGAUUCUUGAGAUCGAAACUUUCAUCCCAUUGUUGCUUCAGAAUCCUGAAGACAAUAAUAAUCGCCUAAAGAGAUGGAUCAUGAUUGGAGACCACCAUCAGCUGCCUCCAGUCAUUAAGAAUAUGGCAUUCCAGAAAUUCUGUAACAUGGAACAGUCACUCUUCACACGUCUUGUCAGACUUGGUGUUCCAACCGUUGACCUUGAUGCUCAAGGCAGAGCAAGGCCAGGGAUAGCAAGUCUGUACAACUGGAGAUACAAGAAGCUAGGAAGUCUGUCGCAUGUCAUGGUCAACUCUGAAUACAAAAUGGCUAACCCGGGCUUUGUAUUUGACUAUCAGCUAAUUGAUGUUCAAGACUUUAAUGGUGUGGGAGAAUCAGAACCCAAUCCUUUCUUCUACCAGAAUUUAGGGGAGGCCGAGUGCGUGGUGGCCACAUUCAUGUACAUGAGACUCCUAGGAUAUCCUGCAGAAAAAAUCUCCAUUUUGACAACUUACAAUGGUCAGAAACACCUUAUCAGGGAUGUGAUCAGACAGAGAUGUGGUAGAAAUCCAUUUAUAGGUAACCCACACAAGAUUACAACAGUAGAUCGCUAUCAGGGUCAACAAAAUGAUUUCAUUCUCCUCUCCCUCGUCAGAACUAAGACAGUCGGUCAUUUAAGAGAUGUGCGACGUUUAGUGGUGGCCAUGUCCAGAGCUAGACUUGGACUGUAUGUGUUUGCCAGGGUCUCUCUAUUCAGCAACUGUUUUGAACUCACCCCUACAUUUAACAAGUUAAUGGCCAGACCACUACAGCUUCAUAUUGUUCCAUCAGAAGUUUAUCCAGGUUCAAGAAAGAUGCACGAACCAAUUAAAGGAGAAGCCAUGAUAAUGAAAAACAUGCCACACCUGGCUCAGUUUGUUUUUGACUUUUACAACCAGAGGAUCAACAGUUUGAUGUCUCAGCAGGAGGGAGGCCGAAACACACAGGCUGUGCCUCUGGAGAAUCCACCUGAAAGUGAACAACCAAUGGACAUGCAGGAAACCAAAGUGAAAACAGAAGGGGGAGAGAACUCCAGUUAAUUAGAACUCUUAUCUCUUCAUUUAUAAAUAUCAUCACUGGAAUUCAUUCAUUCAUAUCAGCAGUGGAAAGUGCCUGUAUUUCUCUUGUCGAGUUAAUACAAUAAAGUGAGAACACACUGUAAACCAUUCAUUCAUUAUGCGUGGAAUGAUUGUCACAAGAAGUAUGGGCAUGUUGAUGAAACUAACAACAUUUGGUGAUCAAAGGCAAAUUGGACAGAAUGCAGGAAAAAUAUGAAUAUACAUAUCUCUUUCUGUUGUAAAUUCCUAAACCUUUGAAGCAGAUUGCUGCAAAGUCAUUUAAUGACCAUACACUUUUUUAAUGAACAUAAAAUCUAGCAGAGAGAGAGAAAGAGGGAGAGAGAGAGGGGUUUCAUUCAUUGAGCAUUAAUUUGGUAUUUGAAUUAAAUAAUAUUUAAGAUAUCUCCAAAUUCCAGUUGAAUUCACUUCAUUGACAUCACCAAUGGACAGUGAGACAAGAUGUCAGAAGAGUGCAUAAUAAACAUUGGAACAAUGAACAUGUCAAUUCAAAUCAUUUAGUUAAAGAUGAAUAACACAUUGUUAGAAUGGCCAACUUCCUUGUGCAUGAUAAAUACCGGUAGAUAUUAGCAAUAUGUUUCUGUCUUUUGAAUCUAUACCCAAACCAGUUAGGUCAGUAGGUUAGUGCCUGUAGCUGCCUAUCUUGAAGAGAUUUUCACACACACCAUAAUUUUCUAAAACUGAGCGAGUGUUUUUUUUGUGUGUGAUCUAUACAUCCUUAAAAUUUUCCACAAGUAGCAUCUCUGUUCUGUGCAAAACACAUGCCUUCAGAAAUUUACACAUUUUGUUUAAGGGAAGUUUAUAAUAAUAGGAAUUUGUUUAAUUGAAUUAGAGAGCUCUCUACUCAGAGUUGAAGAUAUCCUAUUAUUCAUUUGAAGGUAUAUUUCUAAUUAUUUCAAGAUAUCUCCAAGGAAUUAGAGAGCUAUAAAUAUUACAGUUUGUAUGUUAAUUUGGUGUCAGUUUUGAGAUAUAAUGCCAAUAAUUACACAUAUUUGUUUAAGGAUCAGAGAUAAUAUGAUGCACACUUUCGAGAAGCAUACAUAUAUUGAAAUUUGAUGAAGAAAUUUAGAAAAUUUUUGAAUUGUUAAUGUUUAUGAUGCUACAAAUCCCCAUGACUACAGAGAGUAAAGAAUUCAAUAUUA
This is a messenger RNA of Ostrea edulis (European flat oyster), 5529 nucleotides long. Its product is annotated as RNA helicase aquarius-like. Lineage: Eukaryota; Metazoa; Mollusca; Bivalvia; Ostreida; Ostreidae. Gene Ontology annotation, molecular function: mRNA binding; helicase activity. Gene Ontology annotation, biological process: mRNA splicing, via spliceosome. The record is from RefSeq and is a predicted model, not a curated record. The transcript is spliced from 37 exons. The coding region runs from base 122 to 4351 and encodes 1409 amino acids. Gene Ontology annotation, cellular component: catalytic step 2 spliceosome.